Bipolaris oryzae ATCC 44560 is the source of this 744-nucleotide messenger RNA. RefSeq lists its product as uncharacterized. The transcript is spliced from 2 exons. The record is from RefSeq and is a predicted model, not a curated record. NCBI's taxonomy places the organism in Eukaryota, Fungi, Ascomycota, Dothideomycetes, Pleosporales, Pleosporaceae. Gene Ontology annotation, cellular component: cytosol. Gene Ontology annotation, molecular function: RNA binding. Bases 1 to 744 code for a protein of 247 amino acids.
AUGUCCUCAGCACGUGGUCGCGGCGGCAAGUUCAACAAGGUCAAGCGCGGAGGCGGCAAGAAGUUUUCACGCGACUUGCAACCGCUAAAUGCAGAUGGCGAGGUAGUCGGCAUGUGGGGUGAGCAACCCGACAAGGUUGACGAAGAAUCCUCCGGUGAGGAGGAAUCGUCAGAAGAGGAGUCUAGCGAGGACGAGGAGGGCAAGCCCGCACAAGAAGAGUUGACACGUGAACAGCGCCGUGAACUUGCAAAGAAGCGCAAGCAGGCCGCGAUAGCGAAAAAGUCGCAAAAGGCACCCGAGGCAGGUGACAUGCCCACUGACUCCGAGGAGGAGGACGAUGAUAUGCCCGCAAACCCAAAUCACACCGCCAAGGCCCGCACACAAGCUACCAAAGCACCCGUUGAGGAAGAGGACGAUUCUGCAGCCAAGGGCAAGGGCAAGCAAAAGGACCUCUCGCAGCUGUCCCGUCGUGAGCGCGAGGCUCUCCAAGCGCAAGCCAACAAAGAUCGAUACGACAAGCUGCACGCCGAAGGCAAGACCGAGCAGGCGCGUGCGGAUCUCGAGCGCUUAAAGCUGGUUCGCGAGCGUAGGGAGGCCGAGGCUGCGCGAAAGAAGGCCGAGGCUGAGGAACGUGCUGAGCUUGAGAAAGAGAAGAAGGAACUCAUGGAGCGUGAGGCCAGGAGACGGGAGCAGGCCCUGGGCAAAGCGAACCGCCUUGCCAAGGGCGGAAAGAAGAAGGCCUAA